GGUUGCCGCUGAGCCGGAAGUCUUUCAGUCCCGGCAAAUUUCGGUCCACCGCUGAUAAUCAUCCGGCCAAACAUCUAAAGGAAUCAUCAUGGCCGUGCCUGCUGGAAGAUCUGUGGUCUUCGUGACUGGAAACGCAAAGAAACUGGAGGAGGUCAUUCAGAUCCUGGGAGACAAAUUUCCCUACAAGCUAGUGUCCAAGAAGAUUGACUUACCCGAGUACCAAGGAGAGCCAGAUGAGAUUUCUAUACAGAAGUGUAACGAGGCAGCACGGCAGAUCGAUGGGCCGGUGAUAGUGGAAGACACCUGUCUGUGUUUCAGGGCCCUGGGAGGGCUGCCUGGCCCCUACAUAAAAUGGUUCCUGGACAAACUGAAACCAGAAGGCUUGUUUAAGCUGCUGGCUGGAUUUGAAGACAAAUCAGCCUGGGCUCUCUGCACUUUUGCUUUCUCUGCUGGGAAAGACCAACCGGUGAAGCUCUUCAGAGGGAUAACAGAGGGGUGCAUCGUUGAACCCAGAGGUCCUCGAGAUUUUGGAUGGGAUCCCUGUUUCCAACCAGAUGGAUAUGACAAAACCUAUGCUGAGUUGCCCAAAGAAGUAAAGAACUCAAUCUCUCACCGCUACCGGGCCCUGGCUGCCAUGUCUGAGCACUUCUCUCAGUCCAACGGUGACGCACCACAGAAUAAAAAAGCAAAGGAAGAAGAGAAUUAACCAGUCAGCCUCAACCGACCAGACAGGUUCUGGAGCAAAACCGCCAAUCACCAGAUUGAAGAAUGUCAAAAAUGCCUUUCAUUUUUGACACGUUUGUUCUGGGAUUGGUUGGAGUGUGACUUUUAUAAACUCGGAGAAAAACCUGGAUUUUUGGUCAUAACUUGUACGUGGUGGGUCUACUCUGCAAAAGGUGCUGUAUAGUGUCUUCCACCCUCUGUUUUUAAUAAACUUUUUGUUAAUUAUAACCAAAUCA
Messenger RNA from Myripristis murdjan (pinecone soldierfish), 959 nucleotides. It is a transcript of the gene itpa, whose product is annotated as inosine triphosphatase (nucleoside triphosphate pyrophosphatase). Lineage: Eukaryota; Metazoa; Chordata; Actinopteri; Holocentriformes; Holocentridae. The transcript has 8 exons. Gene Ontology annotation, cellular component: cytoplasm. Gene Ontology annotation, molecular function: nucleoside triphosphate diphosphatase activity. Bases 89 to 706 code for a protein of 205 amino acids. The record is from RefSeq and is a predicted model, not a curated record. Gene Ontology annotation, biological process: nucleoside triphosphate catabolic process.